Suillus fuscotomentosus is the source of this 582-nucleotide messenger RNA. RefSeq lists its product as uncharacterized. Bases 1 to 582 code for a protein of 193 amino acids. NCBI's taxonomy places the organism in Eukaryota, Fungi, Basidiomycota, Agaricomycetes, Boletales, Suillaceae. The transcript has 6 exons. The record is from RefSeq and is a predicted model, not a curated record.
AUGUCUGUGUUUGCCCCAGCACACUAUGGACUUCUCAUUCUUCUUCUACUGGAACAACAACAUAUAAAUUCCAACAUCACUAGUAAAGCUGCCUGGGACAACACCUGGUGUACCAGCGGCAACAUCAAUGGACAACCUGAAAUUCCAAUUGCCUUCAAGAUGACGUUUGAAGACAUCAAGUUGAGCAUCAGUUUGAUGGAGAGAGGACUUGUUGCGGGAGCAGAUUUGAGUGAGAUAUUUGUCGGCGACCCAGCCAAAGUGAAGGAGCUGGAGCGAUGCUUGACGUGUCCACGGUUAGAAUCAGGUGUCAAUGGGAAAACCUCAUUGUCCGUCUCUGAGACCGUGAUCUUUGCUGUCACUGCCGUGACUGAUACCAAAUACCUGAUUCCCUGUAUGAUGAGGGAGAGCUUGGUGGAGAGCUUUGGGAUGGAGAGGCUAGGUAACUGGGAGGGCAGUAAUUUGGUGUACAAGAGCGUUGAGGAGGUGGCAAACAUGAACCUUUGCACGAAGUGGCACCUAGGUGGUGGGAGGAAGUAUGCCGCUGAACUUGCACUAGACAAUGAGUUCCUAAGCGGUAAAUAG